AUGUACGCCAUGGCUACGAAUGCGUCAAACUCUUCAACCAGUACCGUGGACUCGGAAACCUCAUUCACUCAUUCCUCACUACAGAGUUAUGACUUUCAGCAGACCGCUUUGGGAUUCUUGGGCCUGCCAACAGAGAUUCGGCUCGAGAUCUACGGGUACUUCCUCUUAGCCCCCCUGGCCUCUUCACCUCGAACCAACGAGACAUCAUACAAGGGUCUACGUUCAAUUCUACCCGUGAUACUCUCACCAGAAACCUGGACUGUAGGAGGCCGGCCAAUAGCAAGUUUAUUUCCUCUCUACCCUGCCAUUCUAUCCACCUGCAGGGCCAUCCAUGAAGAAGCAACAGAGGUACUCUACGGCAAGAAUCUUUUUCAGUUCGGGGUGCCUUACGAAGCAAAUAAUGAAAUCGGUGGGAACAUCAGCAUCCUUGAACAAAGCGAAAACGUAUUUAAAUUCAAUAACAAGGAUUGGCGGUGGCGAUCAGAUGGUCCCCUCCUACUCAGAGACUCCACAUUCGCAUGUUUCCUCAACAGCAUUGGACCCGGUAAUGCUGCCAGCUUGAGAGCCAUUGAAUUCGUCGCGCCCUGCGGCGAGAACAAUAAAUAUCAGUUUCAAUUAAUGACAACGUUGCUUGCGCGUCACGUAUUAGGACUGAAGUUCAUCAGGGUCUCCAAUUAUUUUGAAUGGCCUGUAAACGGAGAUUGGCCUCGAUGCUUGGCUCCUGCAGGCAAAGAUGAGGAGCUGCACCAGAUUUGCCGCACAUUGACAGACUUAGUGCGCGGAUGUCCUUCGCUCGAAGAGUUCGAGUACAGAGGCAGCUUCAUCAAGCCGGAUUCAGAACUCGAGGCGAAGACCGGAUGUCUGGGGAAGAUUUCUCGCCUGUUGGAAGAACGAAAGUCGAAGAACGCUCCUCGUAUGGUACCGAGUCAAGAGAAAGAGAAGGGCGACGAAACCGAAAGCUAA
Molecule: messenger RNA, 963 nt
Organism: Letharia columbiana
Lineage: Eukaryota; Fungi; Ascomycota; Lecanoromycetes; Lecanorales; Parmeliaceae
Exons: 3
Coding region: 1-963 (320 amino acids)
Source: RefSeq, a predicted model, not a curated record